Neurospora hispaniola is the source of this 1365-nucleotide messenger RNA. RefSeq lists its product as uncharacterized. The coding region runs from base 1 to 1365 and encodes 454 amino acids. The transcript has a single exon. Lineage: Eukaryota; Fungi; Ascomycota; Sordariomycetes; Sordariales; Sordariaceae. The record is from RefSeq and is a predicted model, not a curated record.
AUGUACUCCUCGGACUCCGACUUCCUAGACAGCGACAUCGAUAUUGUGGCGCCGCGCAAUAGCAAGACCACACCGGCGCCCCCUCUAGUUUACUCUUUCGACGACUUGCAGUCCUUCAAGGAGUCUUUGAAGCAGGCCAUUUUCUGCGCCACAGACUUCGAAACUGUGGACAACCACAUCGGGACCGAGCUGGAGAAGAUGUCGGAAAUCGGGCUGGCCAUCUACGACCCCCGAGGUCAUCCUUCCCCCUCUGGAACAACCACCAAUACUUCAACUUCGAACACCAUUCUUGAGGAGUUAGCAAAAUCAACAACCGCUAUCCACCUUCUUGUAGAAGAGUGGAAGCAUGAAACUGAAACAACCUGCAAGGCCUUCUGGCACAGAAACCGAAAAACGAAGGCCGGAACCCCCCACACCGCUAGACCGUAUCAUUGUCAGUUUACCAGGUCGACGAUCCUCGGCCGUGAACAAUCACUCAAAAAGUUGAAGGCCGUACUCCAAAGCCUCACAAGCCAGAACCUGACUGCCCAGGAAAGGGCAAACGGAGACCAAAGACAAGUCAGAAUUCUCUUUUGGGAUUCGGGACUUGAGGACAGAAUCUUUCGACAGGCUGGCAUCCACCUCCACGGACUCGGCAGUGAUAUCCAAGCUUGGGACCUCCAGGCGUGGUCGCCUUUCCGCAUCCGCUUGAACAACGGCAAGAACAAUGGUAAAGCAAAGGGAGAGGAUGCCUUUGCUAGCCUGGGGGUUCUCGGGGCGACAGACUAUGAGGGAAAGCCUACAACAAUCCUUCACAAUGCGACAAAUGACACAGUCGCACAAUUGUUGGCUUUCCUGCGAUUCAAGGUCUUAACGAGCGGCGAAUGGGUAGCGUGGUUCGAUGAUAGGAUUAACCUCGCUCUAAUCUCGUUUGAUUGGGUGGAUCAAGGAAUCUACGACUACAACUUUAGCUUGAGCCCGAACGCCGGACGCCAGAAGAUCUGGCAGUGGGGAAAGGGAAGGCAUGCGAAGCAUGAGAAACGAUGCCAACAGGGCAAUUUUCAUAACGCCAAUCACAGCAAUACCCGUGGUCCUAGAGGGGGAGGUAACUGUGCCGUCACAACUACCUCUACCUCUACUUGCAAUCACCAGAACGCACCUGAAACAGCCAAUGAAGUCGCCAGCCUCUCCCAGACGGUCAAUAAAAUGAAUUUUCAACCUUCCACUGUGCAAAAAUCAAGUGGUCCAACUGGAAUUCAGACGUCUGCGGAGAAGGAAGAUCAAAAAGUGACAAAGCAUGGUGGCCUAUCCCGUAAGCAAAGACAGCGGAUGAAUAAGGCUGCGAAGCGGGAGGAGGGGUUGAGGAAAAUCCCUGGGCUUGCGUGA